This is a messenger RNA of Eubalaena glacialis (North Atlantic right whale), 2760 nucleotides long. It is a transcript of the gene TPM1, whose product is annotated as tropomyosin 1. The record is from RefSeq and is a predicted model, not a curated record. Gene Ontology annotation, cellular component: actin filament. Gene Ontology annotation, biological process: actin filament organization; cardiac muscle contraction. Lineage: Eukaryota; Metazoa; Chordata; Mammalia; Artiodactyla; Balaenidae. Gene Ontology annotation, molecular function: actin filament binding. The coding region runs from base 159 to 1139 and encodes 326 amino acids. The transcript is spliced from 10 exons.
GUAUUGGCUGUCUUGAGGAAUGCGGUCGCCCCCUUGGGAAGGUACAUAUCUGGGAUCAGCAGGCGUCUGUGCGCUCGCACUCCGGAUCGGCCUCCCCACCGCGCUCUUGCCUCCCCGCUCCCGCCGCCGCAGCCCCAGGGCCCCUCGCCGCCGCCACCAUGGACGCCAUCAAGAAGAAGAUGCAGAUGCUCAAGCUCGACAAGGAGAACGCCUUGGAUCGAGCGGAGCAGGCGGAGGCCGAUAAGAAGGCGGCAGAGGACAGGAGCAAGCAGCUCGAGGAGGACAUAGCGGCCAAGGAGAAGCUGCUGCGGGCGUCGGAGGACGAGCGGGACCGGGUGCUGGAGGAGCUGCACAAGGCAGAGGACAGCCUCCUGGCCGCCGAUGAGGCCGCCGCCAAGCUGGAAGAUGAGCUGCUGUCGCUGCAAAAGAAACUCAAGGCCACCGAAGAUGAACUGGACAAAUACUCCGAGGCUCUCAAAGAUGCCCAGGAGAAGCUGGAGCUGGCGGAGAAAAAGGCCACCGACGCUGAAGCCGACGUAGCUUCUCUGAACAGACGCAUCCAGCUGGUUGAGGAAGAGUUGGAUCGUGCCCAAGAGCGUCUGGCAACAGCUUUGCAGAAGCUGGAGGAGGCCGAGAAGGCAGCAGAUGAGAGUGAGAGAGGCAUGAAAGUCAUUGAAAGCCGAGCCCAAAAGGAUGAGGAGAAAAUGGAAAUUCAGGAGAUCCAACUGAAAGAGGCCAAGCACAUCGCUGAGGAUGCCGACCGCAAGUAUGAAGAGGUGGCCCGUAAGCUGGUCAUCAUUGAGAGUGACCUGGAGCGUGCAGAGGAGCGGGCUGAGCUCUCAGAAGGCAAAUGUGCCGAGCUUGAAGAAGAGUUGAAAACUGUGACGAACAACUUGAAGUCACUGGAGGCUCAGGCUGAGAAGUACUCGCAGAAGGAAGACAAAUAUGAGGAAGAGAUCAAGGUCCUUUCUGACAAGCUGAAGGAGGCUGAGACUCGGGCCGAGUUUGCGGAGAGGUCAGUAACUAAAUUGGAGAAAAGCAUUGAUGACUUAGAAGACGAGCUGUACGCUCAGAAACUGAAGUACAAAGCCAUCAGCGAGGAGCUGGACCACGCUCUCAACGAUAUGACUUCCAUGUAAAUGUUCAUCCACCCUGCCUGAUCACACCCGUGCCCUCAUGCUAAUAUGAUAAAUUCGCCACCACUCCCUUCUGUGUCUCCAGAAUCUCCAUCUUUACACCUUUAUGCUCACUGUCUUUGCAUAAUCUAGGAUAGUCAUUGUUUUUUCACAUUCUACUAACAUAAAGGCCAAGUGGAUUGUCUGUCUAUACAAACCAUUUUCCUUUCAGAAUCCAUUCAUUUCACAUUGUCUCAGCUAGAUCGUUCCCAUGAAGCAGUGAACUGGGAUAUGUGUGACUUGGGCACUGUCCUUUUAAGAAAUUAAACUAGGCUCAAGUAGAAUUGGUAGGCCACGCAAUUGUGCAGGAAUUUCCCAAGAAAUAUCAAAAGUCGGUUUCCUGAGAUUCAAUUAAAUACAAUGUGAACAUUUUUCGUAAAAAAUAAUAAAUUUAAGGAACCCAACACUGUCAGAUGACUGAGGCUCUUAGAGAAGGGAAAUUGAUCCAGAACAGCAUAAAGAAUGUUGCUGUAAAAAGUCACAUCUUCCUUUUAAGAAUUCUAGACAGAAAUGAACCCUCUGCCGGGUAGCCAAGCCUUUAAUUUUCUGUUUCUAUAAAAAGAAUUAACAUACAAACACCACAACCUGUGUCAAAGAAAUGGGACAUAAAACACAGAUGGUGUUAUAUGAGUUUGGGAGUUAAUGGCCCAGCUUUUACUACUGCUGGGCAGUAAGAGUGGAGUAGAUAGUCUUAAUCUCACGAGAACCUGGAGCAUACACGACUAAGGUACAUAUUACUAACCAAACCUGAAUGUUAAGCUUUUUCUGCCCCUCUAAAUUCUAACCUGGAAUGUUUCACAGAGGCUUCCUUUUAAUCUCAUAAGAUGGCACUGAAUUCCAUGUAAGCUGGAAAUUACAGUUUCCUGGCCCACCUGUCAUUCCUUUACCCGUGCAGAAAAAUGGUAGCUUGAAGAGUGUUGGCAAGUGCCUGCUGCCUUAUAGAUUAUAGAAUCGCCACACUACCCUUUGAGACAUCACUGUCACCAUGGAAACUAGAGAGAAUUCCAUCCUCUCUUCCCUCAUUUGUAAAUGAGGGGAUGGAUCAGAUCAUCUGUCUCUCAGUGCUAAAAUGUGGUGAUUCUAUGAGAAAAACUUUUAGCAUUAAGUAUGGUUAAAUAUUCUGAAAGGUGGGUUUAGCUUAAAAUCUGUUUUUAAGUUCUGUUCAUGGGUCUUUUGCAAUGAAACUCCCCCAGAAGGGGCUUGUGCUGGCCUCGGGUCCAGACACUGGUGGGCAAGGAUUGACAUCCUCCCGUAGGUGUGGCUGGCAGCAGGUUUUGCAUGUCUGCUUCUUACCUGUGUUUCAAAUGCUGCUCUCAUCUGUUAGUUUAGCUUCCCUGUUUUCCAUUGUGCCACUUUUUUCCUUUUUCUCCCACCUUUUCUCUUCAUGAAGAUAAGUCUCUUUGCUUCACUUCUCGCACGACCCCUUCAUCAAGCUGGAUGUCCCUCCUCUCUGAGUUCUGCAGUUUGUUCUCCAGCUGACCCUGGUUCUUUCUUUCCACAUCCUGCCUUAGGGCCAGGCACACGCUGUGCUUCCUAUUGUACAGAAGCUCCUCAUUGCAGUGUAAAAUAAACACUGUGUAAGCUA